Molecule: messenger RNA, 774 nt
Organism: Punica granatum (pomegranate)
Lineage: Eukaryota; Viridiplantae; Streptophyta; Magnoliopsida; Myrtales; Lythraceae
Source: RefSeq, a predicted model, not a curated record
AUGGUGUCUGCAAACUCCAAGCAUGGGGGGAAGAAUUCUUCAGUAAUUCAACAAAAUCAGGCUCUGAUACCAAUUCUAGUUAGUCCGGUACCAUGGAGUUUUGAGAUAUCAAUCAGCAACACCCAAAAAAGAAGAAAAGUAGAUUACGGUCCUUUUAUUCUUCUAUUGGGCGGAUUAAAAUUAAAAUAUUAUAUUAUAAGGAAUAGUCAAAAGGGAAAGCUCAACCAGAAGAAACAGAGCUUCCUCUGCUUUUCGUAUUCCUCGUCGUCGUCGUCAUCAGCAUCAUCAUCUUCAUCUUCUUCCCCGUCCUUCCGGAUCAGCCAGAACAAAGGUUUCAUCCCACAGUCUCUGCAGAGAGAGAGAGAUGCUGGUGGAGCUAUUCGUGCUGGGGUGCACGGGGGUUGUGGUGUUCCUCCACGGAGCCAGUUUCUUCUUCCACGCACUCUCCCAACACCUCGCCAUUCGAUCCCUCAGCUUCUUGGGCUUUGUCGGCUGGUAGAUAUAGAUAGCUUUGGAAAGAGGAAGGAAAAAGGUAAGAGAGACAGUUUGGCAUCAAUGGAAGAGAGAUUGGGACCUCCCCAUUGAGUCCCCUUGUAGAUGAUUGAUGUAUCCUCUUCUUUUUCUCAAUGAUGCCGUCGGAGCAAUUAUGUAUAAGUAGGCCGCAAGAAAGUUCAUUUUAUGUGUAUUUACAAAAGAAAGUACAUUUAUGUGUACUUAAUUGAUAAGCUGAAAGAACUAAUUUAUCAUCAAUAAAAAAAAUUAGGUAUUAACCAA